AUGUCUUUCCAGAAGCCCGAGAAGGAUUUCGGCGAGGGCCCUAAGGUCCACAAGAUCCGUAUCACCCUUACCUCUCGCAAGGUCGCCUCCCUCGAGAAGGUUUGCUCUGAGCUGAUCGAGCGUGCCCGCUCCAAGUCCCUCCACGUCAAGGGUCCCGUCCGUCUUCCCACCAAGACCCUUCAGAUCUCCACCCGUAAGACCCCCAACGGUGAGGGUUCUAAGACCUGGGACAAGUACGAGAUGCGCAUCCACAAGCGUCUCAUCGACCUCCUCGCCCCCACUGAGACUGUCAAGCAGAUCAUCAUCAACAUCGAGGCUGGUGUUGAGGUCGAGGUCACCAUUGCCGCUUAA
Messenger RNA from Aspergillus oryzae RIB40, 351 nucleotides. RefSeq names its product 40S ribosomal protein uS10 (gene S10a). Gene Ontology annotation, biological process: translation. The record is from RefSeq and is a predicted model, not a curated record. The coding region runs from base 1 to 351 and encodes 116 amino acids. Gene Ontology annotation, cellular component: ribosome; cytosolic small ribosomal subunit. Lineage: Eukaryota; Fungi; Ascomycota; Eurotiomycetes; Eurotiales; Aspergillaceae. The transcript has 3 exons. Gene Ontology annotation, molecular function: structural constituent of ribosome; RNA binding.